AUGGAUUCGUCGUCUGAUGUGAAUUUCUUCCUUGAUCCAAAUUUCGCCCUGAGUCUCUACUGCAAAUUCGGUAAAAUCAGUGGAAUCGUUCCAAAAAUUAAGUUAAUUGUCGAAGAAUUUCGUAGAAAAAGUGAAACGGAAGAAUCGAGACCGUUGACUUUAAAGAGUAAUUCGAAAUCAAAUGAACUGCGCGAAAAUGCAUUAUCAAUUUUACGAAGCAAAGACACCUUUGCGUUACAGCGGGCGUUAGAGCUUUACAAUGAGUCUCUGUGUUACGCUGAACAGGGAAGCGAUGAACAUUUAGCUACUCUGUACGCUAGCCGGGCUAGUGUCUAUUUCGAUUUAAGGGAAUUCGAACUUUGUGUGGAAAAUAUCAAACUAGCCGAAGAGAAAGGUUAUACGGAAGAAGGUAGGCUUCAGCUGAAUAAAUUGAAAAUCGAUUGCCUGUGCCUGUUACAAAAAUAUUCUAACAAUCAGGAGAAUGGAGGUGAAAACGAUGCUAAAAUUCAACUUAAUGUCGAACCCCAUGCAGAAAUACCGUUCGCUGCCAGUUGCCUAGAAUUGAAAACUGACCCAAUCGGAGGCAGAUACAUUACGACAAACAAGGACAUUGAAUCAGGUUCGAUUAUAAUUGUCGAAUGUCCCUUUGAAAAGGUUCUGAGCAGCGACUGCAUUUAUCAGCGAUGUAGCAACUGUUUGGAACGAAAUUCGUUGCAUCUAAUACCCUGCCGAAACUGCACCAAGACCAUGUUUUGCUCAGAGAAGUGUUCACUAGAGGCAUUUGAAAAUUUUCAUCGAUUCGAAUGUCCGAUAAUCGAUUGUUUAAUGGAUGUUGGCGGCCAAAUCACGAUCCGCACCUUUUUGAAAGCUGUGCAGAGCUUCAAAACCAUUUCACAACUAAUUGAAUUCAUUCAAUCAGCAGACUCAAGCAACCGAACAGCAUUUUCAUUCAACCAUUCUGAAGCUCUGUCUCCGCAGCAGCAUUAUCAUCAAAUUCAUAGCCUUUCCACCAAUCUUGAGAUCCGACCGGAAUCCGAUUUAUUCACUCAUGUGCUGGUCGCGGCACUGUUUUACUAUCAAUUGAACUAUCAAUCACCGUUCAAGAGCUUGGUGAACGGGGAGUGUGAAGACAUUUUGAUGGAAUUGAUGUUUCGCAUUGAGCUGAUCACCACCAUCAACGUUUUCAGCUUUAACGAUUUGUCACAAGACGAUGAGAUAGUUGGUACUGGCCUUUAUCAAUUGAGUAGCCUCAUCAACCAUUCAUGCAGUCCGAAUGCCUGUCCCAAGUAUUACAAGAGCAAUUUAAUAUUGUACACCACCCAACCUGUAAUGUGUGGAGAAGCAAUAUCGAUAAGCUACCAGUAG
Bradysia coprophila is the source of this 1365-nucleotide messenger RNA. RefSeq names its product protein-lysine N-methyltransferase SMYD4-like. Lineage: Eukaryota; Metazoa; Arthropoda; Insecta; Diptera; Sciaridae. The record is from RefSeq and is a predicted model, not a curated record. Gene Ontology annotation, molecular function: protein binding.